GACCACUGAACAAGUGAAAUUUCUCUGUUUUCUGUUGAGCGGCUGCAAGGUGAAGCAGUACGAGCCGCACUCCCUGGUCCUGGACAGCUGCACGCAGGAUGAAGGAGUGUUGAUCUCCGAAAUCCCCGAUAUUGCCAAUCAGGAUGGACACGCCACCGAUGAGGAGAAGCUGGCCUCCACCACCUCUAUGCAGAAGCCGGCCGGGCUGGAGAAGAAGGGCGAGCCCGAGGAUGACCUGGAGUACUUCGAGUGUUCAACUGUUCCCGUGCCGGCGGCGAAGCUCGGUGUGGAGUCAGGCUUUGAAAAGGAGAUCUCCAAGCAAACGGAAAAGGAUGGCCCUGGCAUCAUCCCC
Molecule: messenger RNA, 352 nt
Organism: Pterocles gutturalis (yellow-throated sandgrouse)
Lineage: Eukaryota; Metazoa; Chordata; Aves; Pterocliformes; Pteroclidae
Product: transforming acidic coiled-coil-containing protein 1-like
Exons: 5
Source: RefSeq, a predicted model, not a curated record